Messenger RNA from Salmo salar (Atlantic salmon), 1870 nucleotides. RefSeq names its product N-acylethanolamine-hydrolyzing acid amidase. The record is from RefSeq and is a predicted model, not a curated record. Lineage: Eukaryota; Metazoa; Chordata; Actinopteri; Salmoniformes; Salmonidae. Gene Ontology annotation, biological process: fatty acid metabolic process. Gene Ontology annotation, molecular function: fatty acid amide hydrolase activity. Gene Ontology annotation, cellular component: lysosome.
GUUAUUGUAUGUUCUGUGGCCAUGCUAACAGCGUUCCCCAACUGGUUGUGCAGUAUAGCACCGUUUCCGUUGAAUUGAACGUUCCAGAACGUAAAAACGUACUGUACGCAGACCAGGCUUGGAUCCGCGGCAGUUGUCAGAUGAUCUACUCUCACCUUGAAGCGGCAAUCUGCAGUUUAAACAACAAAGGUCAACACGCCACAGAUUUGGCAAACGGCUGAGGCUGGAGAAACGUAAUCACGGAAAUUCAAAGACAGAGCUAUUGAUGAAAGAACUGACCAUCCAUGAGAUCAUUCAAAGUUUUAACCAUGUUUUGAAGCUAUACAGAGUUUGUUUACAAACAAAGAUAUAGAUUGCACUACCCCAAAAGAGAAACAAAGGAAGUCAUGGAGAAGUUGCAACCAUUUGAAUUGGAACGCACAAGUUCCUAGGCUACUGCCAUAUCCGCGAAAAGGGCACGAUGUUGUCAACAUUGCUCCUGCUCAGUCUGGUCGUUUCAUGUGAGUCAGACUUCGCUCCAGCUGUGGUCAACGUCAGCUUGGAUGAUCCCCCAGAAGUGCGAUGGGCGUCUCUAUUUAAAGUUUUUGAUGUCGACUACCUGGUGAAAGCAGGUGCUGAAGUGAUUGAUGCCACCGUUCCAAAAUGGGUGCAUCAUGCGAUAACUCCGAUUGUGGAGGCCUUGGAGAAGUAUGUACCUCCUCCAUACGCAGGGGAGAUCAGAGGAAUGGCCUCAUAUUUUCGAGGGAGCCUUUCCGAUGUCAUCCUUCUCAACUUUGCCUAUGAAAUAUCAGCGUUUUGCACUAGUAUUGUAGCUCAGGACACAAGUGGACGUUUGUAUCAUGGCAGGAACCUUGAUUACCCACAUGAUAUACUCCGGAAUGUCACCAUCGAUGUUCUCUUUCUGAAAAAUGGAACGGUGGCUUAUCGUGGUACGUCUUUUGCUGGCUAUGUCGGGCUGUGGACCGGACAGAGUCCAAAUAAAUUCACAGUCUCUGGUGACCAGCGUGGUGAAGACCACUGGUGGAAUUGGUGGAAGAAUUGGGUCUCUGCUUUCCUGAUGAAAAGAUCUCCAGUCAGCUGGCUGGUGAGAGAGACGUUGGAGGAAGCAGCAGACUUUCAGGAUGCUGUGAUGCGGCUGUCCAAGAUCCCAAUCAUCACAAGCGUGUACUACAUCGUUGCCGGGGUAAAGCCUGGGGAAGGAGUGGUGGUCACCAGAGACAGGAAGGGCCCAGCUGAUAUCUGGCCACUGGAACCCUUAAAUGGAGGGUGGUUCAGAGUAGAGACCAACUUCGAUCACUGGCUGCCGCCUCCUGCAAAGGAUCAUCGCAGAGAUGCAGCCAACAAAGCAUUAAAUGCAACUGGUCAAGAUAAUAUCAAUAUGGAUACAAUGUAUAAGGUCCUGUCAAUGAACCCAGUAUGUAACAGGAUUACUGUUUUCACAACAACAAUGAGUGCAGCCAGCCCUGAGAAAUACAACACAGAGGUCAGACCAGAGGGCUGCAAUAGCAAUGAAUAAAGCUGAGUCGUGGACCAAAACCAUGAUUAUGUUGUUGUCCAGAAAGGGCAGAGCAGAGAUUUUCUGCAUUAAAAGUGCCUUCCUUUUAAAAAAAAUUUAUUCCAUGAGUUAUUUGUCAUGUGUUUUUUUUAGGUGAUCAAAUUAAUCUCUUUUUUACCCAAAAUGUGAUUUGGAAAUAUUAAUUACGAUUAUGUCCACACACAUUGAGUCUAGUAUUUUAGAGUGUUGAACAUGAUUAUAUUUAAAUAAAGCUCAUUUAAUUUUGAUGAUUUCAUGCAACAUAAAAUGCCUUAUGUGAAUUAUACAGAUCAUCCACUGUCAAAAUGAAUAAUAAAACUUGUAAUAAAAAUUCAA